AUGUUAAAUAAAUAUUUAAGAAUGGAGGAGCAACAUUAUAUGGCUUCUUAUGUUCAAAUGACUUUGCGUGAUUUAGAAGCUUGGCAAUUUGAAAAGGAGCAGCAAUCAAGUAUUUCUGAAAGUAAAAGUCCAAUACCACAACAAGAACGGCAACAAAUUUUAAAUAAUAAAGCUGACAAGAAGCCAGUUAGAGAACAUUCAUAUGAUGAAUGGGAUAAUAUUUAA
This is a messenger RNA of Meloidogyne enterolobii, 225 nucleotides long. Lineage: Eukaryota; Metazoa; Nematoda; Chromadorea; Rhabditida; Meloidogynidae. The record is from the annotation of a GenBank genome assembly.